Messenger RNA from Arachis stenosperma, 620 nucleotides. Its product is annotated as WUSCHEL-related homeobox 2. Gene Ontology annotation, molecular function: DNA binding; DNA-binding transcription factor activity. NCBI's taxonomy places the organism in Eukaryota, Viridiplantae, Streptophyta, Magnoliopsida, Fabales, Fabaceae. The record is from RefSeq and is a predicted model, not a curated record. The transcript has 2 exons. Gene Ontology annotation, biological process: plant organ development. The coding region runs from base 36 to 590 and encodes 184 amino acids.
GUUCAAGGUGGAACCCUACGAAGGAGCAGAUAAGCAUGUUGGAGAAUCUUUAUAAGCAGGGAAUAAGAACACCAAGCGCUGAAGAGAUUCAGCAAAUAACUGCGAGGUUGAGAGCCUAUGGUCACAUCGAAGGCAAGAACGUCUUCUACUGGUUUCAGAAUCAUAAAGCCAGACAGAGGCAGAAGCAGAAGCAACACACUCUCGCUUACUUCAAUCGCUCUUUUCUCCAUCAUCAUCAUCAACCUGCAGUUAUGUGUGGUCCGUAUUGCAUGGUAGGUAUGAUGAGGAGAAUCCCUGAUAAUAAUCAUAGCGAAAAUGAAACAAUGUUUGAUAAGCAACAAGAUAGAACGUUGGAUCUUUUCCCUCUUCACCCAACUGGCAUCUUGGAAGGGAAGAAGGAGACACAAGAUAACAACAACAACAACAACAUGAUGACCAUGAUGUGCUCUUUCAUGGCGCCUUCUUCUUCAUCAUCGCCUGAUACUACUCAUGAUGAUGGACAUGGCUAUAGGCACCAACAACAACAACUACCCUUCUUUGAUUUCUUCGUCACUUCUGGACAUGGACAAGGAUCCUUUGAGAGUGGCUAAAAUCUUAUUAGUCAAACAAACUAACAUGCA